UAUAUAUUUUUACAUAUGUUUCGAUAGACGUCGCCAUUAAAAUAUGCUAGUUUCUCGUUUUUUUGCCUUGAGCCAUCAACGCUGCUCGAUGGCUUUUUACGCCGUUUCCAGUGGGCGGAGGGCAGGAGUCUACAACUCGUGGUCAGAGUGCGAGGAACAGACCAAGGGCUUCAAGAAUGCCAAGUUCAAGAAGUUUAAAACGCGCCAGGAGGCGGAGCUAUUCGUUAAUGACUGCAAAUCAUACGCUCCACAGGAUGUGGCGGUGCCUCUGGGACAGAAAGAGGCAGCUCCGGCUAGUUGGAAGGACAGGACCGAGAGAAUCAAGAAACCCAAAUACACCGAGGCCUGGCCUGAAGACGAUAACGGCCUUACGGAGGAUGACCUGAAUGCUGCUAUGAACGAAGUGGAAGGUGUUCCCAAGCCAUCUAGUAGUAACAAUUUGGCAGACAUACUUAAUCGCAAAAGGAAGGCCAAUGAAACUGGUGAUAUUAGGAAUAAGAUCCCUCGACAUCAGUCUCAGGUCUCAGAAGCAACUGGACUUAAAAAAGUUGGUGCCUUUCAAUUCGAAAUCGAUUCGGAGGGUUAUGUGAUUGUAUACACAGAUGGAUCCUGCAUAGGAAAUGGAAAACCAGGAGCCUGUGCCGGCUAUGGAGUCUAUUUUGGCAAGGAUCACCAGCUAAAUGCAGGCAAGCCCGUUGAAGGACGCGCUACUAAUAAUGUAGGUGAAAUUCAGGCGGCAAUUCAUGCCAUCAAAACAGCUCUAGACUUGGGAAUCAAAAAACUAUGCAUCAGCACAGACUCACAGUUCCUGUUAAAUUCCAUCACCCUUUGGGUUCCGGGAUGGAAAAGAAGAGGUUGGAAGUUAAAGAACAACCAGCCUGUAAAAAACGUUGUUGACUUCAAGGAACUGGAUGAACUGCUGCACAACAACAGUAUCACUGUAAAGUGGAACUAUGUGGAGGCCCACAAGGGAAUAGAAGGCAACGAAAUGGCCGACAAAUUGGCGAGACAAGGAUCCGCCUUGUACAAGGAGAGAAAUUCCCGAUAAGCUUUUUUAAAUGUAAGC
Messenger RNA from Drosophila eugracilis, 1066 nucleotides. It is a transcript of the gene rnh1, whose product is annotated as ribonuclease H1. Gene Ontology annotation, molecular function: RNA-DNA hybrid ribonuclease activity; nucleic acid binding; magnesium ion binding. Bases 44 to 1048 code for a protein of 334 amino acids. Gene Ontology annotation, biological process: DNA replication, removal of RNA primer. Lineage: Eukaryota; Metazoa; Arthropoda; Insecta; Diptera; Drosophilidae. The record is from RefSeq and is a predicted model, not a curated record. The transcript has 5 exons.